This is a messenger RNA of Ogataea philodendri, 1053 nucleotides long. RefSeq lists its product as uncharacterized. The transcript has a single exon. Gene Ontology annotation, molecular function: hydrolase activity. Bases 1 to 1053 code for a protein of 350 amino acids. Lineage: Eukaryota; Fungi; Ascomycota; Pichiomycetes; Pichiales; Pichiaceae. The record is from RefSeq and is a predicted model, not a curated record.
AUGUCUACUGGUCACGAAGCAAUCAACCCUAUCCAUCCCACCAUGGUGGGAAAGCUCGAUCCAGAGUUUGAGAAGAUGUACAACGAACACGUUGCAAACACUCCAAACCGUCCAAUCGAUCUUCCACUCCUGAGACAGAACUACAACAAGAUAUACUCUUAUGGUAUUGCUCCAGCUCCUGAAAUCAAAAGCAUUGAAGAUAUCACUUUCAAAAGCUUCGAUGGAGUGCCUGUCAAACUGAGAAUCUACAAGCCAAACGGGUUCUCCGAGACUGAAAAACUACCGGUCCAUAUCGACUUCCAUGGAGGUGGUGCUGCGGUUGGAGAUCUUGACACAGAGGCACAUAUCUUGAAAGAGUACGUUGAGAGAGCUAGGAUUGCUGUUGUUGACGUUGAAUACCGACUAAUUCCCGACUACAAGUUUCCGACCGGAGUUAAGGACUGCUUCGAAGCAGUUAAAUAUGUCUUUGAAAAUGCCGAGACUUUAGGAUUUAACAAAAACUCGAUUUCUGUUGGAGGUGUCUCUGCUGGUGGUCACAUCUCUCUAGCAGUUGACCACCUUUGCAGGGACAUUGGCCUUAAGCUGGUUUUGAUCUGUGCCGGAACUCCUCAAAUUGCUGAUAUUUCGAAUAUUCCUACAGCUCAGGACUCUCCGUACGAUUCUAUCAAGGAGUGUGAGUUUGCUCCAACACUGAACUGGGCUCGUCUUAAGUGGUUUGAUAACAUUAAGUGGCAAUGGCUCGAAGGCCUGACCGAGGAGCAGAAAAAGGAAGAACUUGACAAAAUUGGAUGGCUCAGAGACCUCACUCUUGCUACCAACUUUAAGGAUCUUACUAAAACGUUGGUGUUUACUGCCGGAUUGGAUCCAAUGAGAAGUGAGGGUCUCGCGUAUGCUAAGAUUUUGAUGGACCACGGAGUUGAAGUUGUCUACAAGUGUUACGAAGGUGUGCCACAUCCUUUCCAACACAUGAACAAGAAUUUGUGGCAAGCACGUGAUUUCAUCUACAGAACAGCACUGGAACUUGCUCUGGCCCACAAAACCCUGACUUUUUAA